Molecule: messenger RNA, 1564 nt
Organism: Punica granatum (pomegranate)
Lineage: Eukaryota; Viridiplantae; Streptophyta; Magnoliopsida; Myrtales; Lythraceae
Source: RefSeq, a predicted model, not a curated record
CUAUUUAUACACCACAUGAUCGAUCUAAUCCUUCCAUCAAAUACUGAAGAGCCCCAAGCAAAGCAAUCUUCUAUAAAGAGAGAGAGAGAGAUGGGUUCAUUGCCUCAUGUAGUCGAAGACUGCAUGGGAGUCCUCCAGCUCUAUAGCAACGGAACCAUUUUCCGUUCCAAACACAUUGACUUCAGCCGCAUCCCCGUUGUCGACGACUUCUCUGUCCUCUUCAAGGACUGCCUCUUCGACAAGCACCACAACCUCUACCUCCGCCUCUACAAGCCAGCAGCCCUCACCGCCACCCCAAAUAUUACUACUUAUUAUGACGACAGUGAUGGCAAUAAUAUCAUCGAACAUAAUAACCAUAACAACAAGAUCCCCGUGGUGUACUACCUCCAUGGUGGUGGUUUCUGUGUCGGCUCCCGUUCCUGGCCCAACAGCCACAGCUGCUGUACCCGCCUCGCCUCUGGACUUGGGGCCCUCGUGGUUGCCCCUGACUAUCGCCUGGCCCCAGAGCAUCGGCUCCCUGCUGCCAUGGAGGAUGCCCACAACUCCAUCAAGUGGCUCCGGGACCAGGCGAAAUUGACUGGCAAGGAGGAGAGGGAGGGUGGUUGUGAUAGUUGGCUGAGGAACGGGGUUGACUUUGACCGGGUUUUUGUGAUAGGGGACUCCUCCGGAGGGAAUAUCGCCCACCACCUGGCUGUCCGGUUCGGCAGCUACGAACCGGAGAAGGAUCUGAGUCCUGUCAGGGUGAGAGGCUACAUUCUGUUGGCGCCGUUCUUUGGCGGGUAUGCCAGGACCAAGUCCGAGGAGGGACCCUCCGAGGGUUUGCUAAAUUUGGAAAUACUCGACAGAAACCAAUAUAUCUGGUCUUUCGAUUCAUACCUCAAAGCCUGGACACAUACCAUAUCUAGCCAACUUUUUGUGAAAGAAGUUACUUACACACUUGAUUUAGCUAGGUACAUAUAUAGGAGUAAUAUAGCCUACAGGAGAGGACAAAGCUGGCCUACAUAUAUUAUAAGGGCAGCAGAGGUUCUGGAGGCUGUCGAUGCCGGCAGGAGAGAAUCGGGACCACCCACUAGCGAACCCAUUUGGACCGGCGAGCCCCAGCCUCGAUCGGGUGGCGCUUGGACCGAUCUUGGCCAUGGUGGGCGGAGAUGAGCUGUUGAAAGACAGGGUGGACGACUAUGCAAGGAGGCUCAAGAGUAUGGGAAAGAUGAUAGAGUAUAUAGAGUUUGAGGGCAAGCAGCACGGUUUCUUCACCAACGACCCUUACUCCAAGAUCGGGAAUCGAGUGGUUGAGAUCAUAAGACGAUUCAUGCUAACGAACUCUAAAUGAUGGAUAUGGUACUUAAGAUCGGUCAUGUGGAUUUUCGGUUCCGCGUAUAUGUAUUUUGGCGAGGGUUGUCUACAACCUUUCUGAUCUAUCUACUAUAUCAAGAAUUCCAAGAGAGAGAGCGAUAAACUACUAUAUGUGAUAGCAAUUAUAGCGUGUUCUUGAUGAUUUUGGCCAAUUGAUCACCGAAAUGUUGCGUCUUGAUCAAUAUAUUAACAUUAUUACCGUGUUGAAUAA